Messenger RNA from Candida tropicalis MYA-3404, 1296 nucleotides. It is a transcript of the gene ERG8, whose product is annotated as phosphomevalonate kinase. Gene Ontology annotation, biological process: ergosterol biosynthetic process; isopentenyl diphosphate biosynthetic process, mevalonate pathway. The transcript has a single exon. The coding region runs from base 1 to 1296 and encodes 431 amino acids. Gene Ontology annotation, molecular function: ATP binding; phosphomevalonate kinase activity. Gene Ontology annotation, cellular component: peroxisome. NCBI's taxonomy places the organism in Eukaryota, Fungi, Ascomycota, Pichiomycetes, Serinales, Debaryomycetaceae. The record is from RefSeq and is a predicted model, not a curated record.
AUGUAUCAACAUCUAUUUCAACACAGAAUGUCAAAGGCUUUUAGUGCUCCAGGUAAGGCAUUAUUAGCCGGUGGUUAUUUGGUUCUUGAACCAAUAUAUGAUGCCUAUGUAACAGCAUUAUCAUCAAGAAUGCAUGCAAUUAUUACACCUAAAACUUCAGAACAAACUAUUUCAAAGAUUAAAUUAUCUUCACCUCAAUUUGUUAAUGGAGAAUGGGAAUAUCAUAUUAAUUCCAAUAAUGAAUUACCAAAAGAUAUAAAAUCAAGAAAAAAUCCAUUUUUAGAAGCUACCAUUUUCAUUGUAUUAUCUUAUUUACAACCUACUGAACCAUUCGAUCUAGAUUUGAUAAUUUAUUCUGAUCCAGGUUAUCAUUCACAAGAAAAUACUGAAAUUAAGGUAUCUUCAAAUGGUAAGAAGAAAUUUCUUUAUCAUUCACGUGCCAUUAAUGAUGUUGAAAAAACAGGAUUAGGUUCAUCAGCAGGAUUAGUUUCUGUUGUCACUACAAGUUUAUUAUCAUUUUUCAAACCAGGAAUUGAAAUUAAAAAUAAAGAUAUUUUACAUAAUGUAGCUCAAAUUGCUCAUUGUUUUGCUCAAAAGAAAAUUGGAUCAGGAUUUGAUGUAGCUACUGCAAUUUAUGGUCUGAUUAUUUAUAAAAGAUUUCAACCAAAUUUAAUUAAUGAUGUAUUUAAAAUAUUAGAAGAAACUCCUAAAGAAUUUCCAAUUGCAUUAAAAAAUUUAAUUGAAUCAAAUUGGGAUUUUAAACAUGAAAGAUGUGAAUUACCACCAAAGAUUAAAUUAUUAAUGGGUGAUAUUAAAGGAGGAUCAGAAACUCCAAAAUUAGUUUCAAAAUUACUUGAAUGGAAAAAGAAUAAACCUGAAGAAAGCGGAUUAGUUUAUAAUCAACUUAAUAAUGCUAAUGUUUCAUUUAUGAAGAAAAUCAAUGAAUUGAAUAAUUCCAGUACUGAUCAAGAAAUUCAACAAUUGGUUAAAUGUAUAAGUGAUGUACGUAAAGGAUUACAAUUAUUAACAGAAAAAUCCCAAGUUCCAGUUGAACCAUCAAUUCAAACAGAAUUACUAGAUCGUAUUGAAAAAUUACCUGGUUGUUUAGGUGGUGUUGUACCUGGAGCUGGUGGUUAUGACGCAAUUUCUGUUUUGGUAUUAGAAGAUCAAGUUGAAAAUUUCAAAAAUAAGACAAUUGAAGAUCCAGAAUAUUAUCAUAAUGUUUAUUGGGUUGAUUUAGAAGAAGAAACGGAAGGUAUAGUUGUUGAAGACUGUAAUGACUAUAUCGGAUUAUAA